Molecule: messenger RNA, 2775 nt
Organism: Torulaspora delbrueckii
Lineage: Eukaryota; Fungi; Ascomycota; Saccharomycetes; Saccharomycetales; Saccharomycetaceae
Gene: MCM4
Product: MCM DNA helicase complex subunit MCM4
Exons: 1
Coding region: 1-2775 (924 amino acids)
Biological process (GO): DNA replication; mitotic DNA replication initiation; double-strand break repair via break-induced replication
Cellular component (GO): MCM complex; nucleus
Molecular function (GO): single-stranded DNA helicase activity; ATP binding; single-stranded DNA binding
Source: RefSeq, a predicted model, not a curated record
AUGUCUGAUCAACCAAGCUCUCCAGUUAGAGGGAACUUUGAUUCUAGUUCUUCGCCUGCUCCUGUUCCAGAUUCCAAUCCUCCGCAAGCAUCGUCACCAGCGCUAUUCUAUAAUACUUCGUCGUCUCAGCCAGAUACAUACGAGCGAGAUAGUGCCUCACAACAUCGCAGGACAGUCCAGGCAGCACCAGAAUCUUCACCUUUCUUCUAUCCCUCAUCUCAGCAUGAAAGGUCCGACGGAUUGGGCUCUCAGGCAAGAGAUCGAAGAGCAGGUCAAUCGACGACACCAGGAAGGAACUUGGGCUCCGAUCUGAGGAGUGACAGAGCUGGUCCCAUGUCCUCUUCGUCUUUUGGAGGCCGCUCUUCGAACCACACUUACAUGAGAAGGAAUGAUAUCCAUGCUUCAGACCUAUCUUCGCCUCGCAGAAUAGUCGAUUUUGAUUCUCGUUCCGGACUUCCCACAUCCUCCUCGUCUGCUUUGCCCUCUGAGGCGACCGAACCGCUAAGGAUCAUUUGGGGUACUAACGUUAGUAUCCAAGAAUGUGCAAAUGAUUUCCGAAGCUUUUUGAUGUCCUUCAAGUACAAAUAUCGUAAGAUCCUGGAUGAAAGAGAGGUCUUUGUGAACACCACUACCGACGAGGAAUUGUACUAUAUCAAGCAAAUGAAUGAAAUGCGUGAGCUUGGCAGUUCGAAUUUGAAUUUAGACGCUAGGAAUCUCUUAGCAUACAAGCAGACAGAGGGUCUAUACUACCAGCUCCUGAAUUAUCCACAGGAAGUCAUUUCAAUUAUGGAUCAAACUAUAAAGGACUGUAUGGUAUCACUAGUUGUUGAUAACCAGUUAGAGUACGAUUUAGAUGAUAUUGAGACCAGAUUUUACAAAGUAAGACCAUAUAAUGUGGAAACCGUCAGAGGAAUGCGAGAGCUUAAUCCCAAUGAUCUUGAUAAGUUGAUCAGUUUGAAAGGUCUUGUCUUAAGAAGCACCCCAGUGAUACCUGAUAUGAAAGUGGCUUUUUUCAAGUGCAACGUUUGUGACCAUACCAUGGCUGUUGAAAUCGAUAGAGGAGUUAUUCAAGAGCCUGCAAGAUGUGAAAGGGUGGACUGUAAUGAACCUAAUUCCAUGUCUUUAGUGCACAAUCGCUGCUCUUUCGCUGAUAAACAAGUGAUCAAACUACAGGAGACGCCAGAUCUGGUGCCAGACGGUCAAACACCCCAUUCAGUUUCUCUAUGUGUGUACGACGAGUUAGUGGAUUCGUGCCGUGCAGGUGAUAGAAUUGAAGUUACAGGGACAUUCCGGUCGGUCCCUAUCAGGGCCAAUCCUAGACAACGAGUAUUGAAGUCACUUUACAAGACAUAUGUUGACGUUGUUCAUGUGAAGAAAGUCUCAAAUAAACGAUUGGACGUUGACACUUCUACAGUCGAACAAGAACUUAUGCAAAACAAACUUAAUCAUACCGAUAUUCAAGAAGUUAGGAGGAUAACAGAGCAGGACAUCACCAAAAUCAAAGAAGUUGCGAUGAGGGAUGAUCUUUAUGAAUUACUCGCACGUUCAAUCGCCCCAAGUAUAUACGAAUUGGACGAUGUCAAAAAGGGAAUACUGCUUCAAUUGUUUGGUGGUGCUAACAAGAAAUUUACCAAGGGUGGGAGAUAUAGAGGCGAUAUCAACAUCUUAUUAUGUGGUGAUCCUGCAACAUCAAAAUCCCAAAUUUUACAAUACGUCCAUAAGAUUGCUCCUCGUGGUGUUUACACUUCUGGUAAAGGUUCUUCUGCUGUUGGUUUGACAGCAUAUAUCACUAGAGAUGUUGAUACCAAACAACUUGUACUGGAAAGUGGUGCCUUGGUUCUAUCUGAUGGUGGUGUUUGUUGUAUUGAUGAAUUCGACAAAAUGAGUGACUCCACUAGAUCUGUGUUGCACGAAGUCAUGGAACAACAGACAAUUUCGAUUGCUAAAGCUGGUAUCAUCACAACUUUGAACGCUAGAGCAUCCAUCCUAGCCAGUGCAAAUCCCAUAGGAUCUCGUUAUAAUCCCAACUUGCCCGUGACUGAAAAUAUUGACCUUCCACCGCCACUACUGUCGAGGUUCGAUCUCGUUUAUUUGGUUCUUGAUAAAGUUGAUGAAAAAACUGAUAGGGAACUUGCCAAGCAUUUAACCAGCCUCUACAUUCAAGAUAAACCGCAACACGUCGCUACUGAUGAUGUGUUAGCUGUCGAAUUUUUGACUACUUACAUCAAUUACGCCAAGGAUAAUAUUCAUCCAGUCAUCACCGAAGGCGCAAAGACAGAACUCGUGAGGGCAUACGUUGGCAUGCGCAAAAUUGGUGAUGAUUCAAGGUCAGAUGAAAAGAGAAUUACCGCCACUACGAGACAGUUAGAGAGUAUGAUUCGUCUGGCGGAAGCCCACGCCAAGAUGAGACUUUCGCAAGAAGUAAAAGUUGAAGACGUACAGGAAGCCGUGAGGUUAAUUAGAUCAGCAAUCAAGGACUAUGCCACAGAUCCCAAGACUGGUAAGAUAGACAUGAAUCUGGUUCAAACUGGGAAAUCGGUUAUUCAACGAAAGCUAGAAGAAGAUUUGGUGAGAGAAGUACUAAGGAUCCUCUCAGAUCACACUUCAGAUUCCAUGAGCUUCAACGAGCUGAUCAAGCAGAUCAAUGAGCACUCGCAGGACAGAGUUGACUCCUCGGACAUAUCGGAUGCGCUUUCACGACUACAACAAGAAGACAAAGUGAUAGUUCUCGGAGAAGGUGUACGCAGAUCUAUUCGUCUCAACAGCCGCGUUUAG